Molecule: messenger RNA, 1648 nt
Organism: Austrofundulus limnaeus
Lineage: Eukaryota; Metazoa; Chordata; Actinopteri; Cyprinodontiformes; Rivulidae
Gene: gcna
Product: germ cell nuclear acidic peptidase
Cellular component (GO): nucleus
Source: RefSeq, a predicted model, not a curated record
GUAACUCAAUAGAAGUGUAGUUUAGACAGACAUUUCCCGCUAUAUUAUUKUAAGGUUUUGUGCGAUCUGUUCUGAAAAAAUACGAGCAAGCAAAUAUUAGCCUUAAGGGUCGUUUGUUUUAGCGAAACUUUAUCGGAAAUGCUAACUAGCUACCCGUAGUUUCUGUACGAGCUUUUGGUUUGAAAGAAACCUUUUUAUUAGAACAAUUUACUAAUUAUUUUUAAUGUGCAAUGCGUAUGCUAUUUUACACAGGAGAAAAUGAACGAUGAGAUCCGCCGUUUGUUUGAAAGAGUCGCUGAAAAGGUAGGCUGGAUGGAUGAUGGAGGACUGGAGGCGACAGAAAACAAGUUCUUGUGGAAAACUUGACUCCAAAAAUAAAAUCACAGAAGCCUUGCAGUGCUGCUAAGAUGCCCAGCUCAGAUGUCCUUGUGCUGAGCUCCGAUGAUGAAGUCGCCUUUGAGACGUUUUUGGAACGAGUGAAAACCCCUGUCACGAAACCCCGAAGAAAAUCUGACAGCGGCAGUGAAGAUAGCCUCAAAAACUUCAUAGUGAACGACUGCUCAUCUGAUGAAGACUUUAAGACAAAACCUUCUUUUAGGGUUCCACAAAAGACCAAUACUCCCGCGGCCCAUCAUGUGUUCAGGAGACCGCUGUCUCAGCUGAACUCUCCUGUUUUUGUCAGCGACAGUGAGGAUGAUGAUGAUGAUGAUGACAAUGUUGUCAUUAGGAGUUCCCGGAAGACGCAUCACUCAAAGCCCAACAAGGCUAAAGAUGACAAGAAAGACGAGGAGAACCGUACACCGUCACCACCGCUGCCUCCAAGUCCUUUUGUCUUCCGUGUUCCUCCCAGCAAACCUGCGGCGUCGCCCAAGCGCACAUUUUCAGCCCCGGCCGCAAUGGAUGAGUCGGGCAGCUCUGAGGAGGAGUUUGUGUCUUUGCUGGAAAGGCUCAAAAAGAAAAACCCCAAGGGCACUUCGUUCUUACCCAAAACCACAAAAGAAUCGGACCAGGACCUUGUUUCAGCUCCUGCCGUGAAGUCACUUACGCCAUCGAACUCCGAGCCCAUUAAAGAAACGCCUCAACGCGUGAGGACUAAAGGAAGCUCGUCCAUCAUGAAGCCUAAAGUCUGUCAGACGGAGCCCAGACAUGCUGCCAUGAGCAGGAUAGUGACGUGCAAGACUCCCGGCUGCUUCCUGGAGUCGCUCACAGACACCAGGUCCACCUACGGGGCCAGUUUCAAGACGAACAAGGAAGAACUCACAAGCAAGCUCUACCAGAUGUACAACACCAGCGUAUUUGACAACAAGCUGCCAACUGAUAUGUCCGUGGCUUGGAAUAAGAAGAUGCGUAAAACUGCAGGCUACUGCAUUACGGGGCAGGAGARGGGUGGAGGAAAGCGGUACGCCCGCAUCGAGCUGUCAGUGAAAGUCUGCGACUCCGCAGAUCGUCUCAGGGACACGCUGAUCCACGAGAUGUGUCACGCCGCAACGUGGCUGAUAAACGGCGUGCGGGACGGGCAUGGGAACUUUUGGAAGCUGCACGCUCGCAAAGCCACGUUKGUGCAUCCCGAGCUGCCCGUGGUGACCCGCUGCCACAGUUACGACAUCAAGUACAAAUACCAGUACCAGUGCACCCAGUGCCAAAACAC